This is a messenger RNA of Neurospora crassa OR74A, 2194 nucleotides long. RefSeq lists its product as hypothetical. The coding region runs from base 1 to 1239 and encodes 412 amino acids. Lineage: Eukaryota; Fungi; Ascomycota; Sordariomycetes; Sordariales; Sordariaceae. The record is from RefSeq and is a predicted model, not a curated record. The transcript is spliced from 3 exons.
AUGACUCCAGACCAGGAGCUAGCGGAGCAACUGGCAGAAGCGCGCGCUUUUCAAGCAGAAGCUACGAGAGGUGGCAACCGUCAGAAGAGUCGCCGUACAGCUCGCAACAGAGGCAGAGGCGGUCGCGAAAGUGGAGAUUCUCCCUCCACCCCUCGUAUCACCCAUUCUUCUCGUGGAGGUCGAGGUGGAAGAGGCCGCGGAGGCUCUCUUCUCCAGCCCGCGGCCUUCGAGCAAGAACAGAGCGAGAGCUAUCUCCCUGCCACGCCCGCUUACACUCCCCAGAAUGUCAAAGUUCGCCCAUUUGCCAUUCCCAUUGUGGCACCUCCUUCCGCCAACAGCGGAUCAACUCCGUCUGCAACCCCAUCCGGUAUCGGGGGCUCUAUGUUUGGCCCGCAAGCUACCCCUAAAGCCACCGCCUCCAAAGUUCAAGCUCGUGCGACAAGGGGAAGACGUUUUGGGGCAAGGAGAUUUGCAUCUCAAGAUGAAGACGAUGCCGUGCUUGCAUUCUUCAACGACGAUACCCCAGCCCCAGUUGGUGAGGUUCGGUAUUACCAGGAAGAAUACGAGAAGAAGGGAACAAGUGUGGUACCGACGCCGAACUCAUUCAGCUUGCAAGAGAAUUACCCACAGCAGUCCAAAGAGACCUCAGGUGUGGCUACCAAUCACCUUUCGGCUAGUGAUGAAGUCAACGUUGAGGUCUCGGACAAAGUGGCUCUGGUCGACUCCCAGAAUGUGAAUGUCAAAGAGCUCGAGCAUGCUGCGCUCCUUUGUGAACGUGAAGAGCAAGAGCGAAAGCAGCAGCUCCUUCGCGAGAUCGAAGAGGGAGAGGCGACUCUCGCAGAAAUGACGAAGCUGAUUGCCAUGAUGAAGGCCAAAGCCGCAAAGCUUCAUGUCGAUUCUGCUAGCGGGGAUCCUACAGGAGUCUUACAGCAAGUCACCAAUACUGGUCCCAGCGCGAAUAGUCCUCAUCAAGGCGCUUCUGCGGGAGUAGUCAUCACGCCGUCCACAGCAAAACACAGGGACACUUUCAACAAUCAGACCUCAGUCCCGCGGAAUACUGGAGGUGCCGUGCUAAACACUUCGUCCAACUCUAUGGGUGACUUGAUGAAUCUCGAUUCUGAGCGAGUCACCAUGCGAUACGUUCCGCAUCCCACCCAGAUUGAACCCUUAGGAUUCAACGGCGGUCAUUCCUCUUUCCAAAAUGGUUUCCAGGAGGCUGAAGAUGAGGAGGAGCUUUAGGAUCCACUUUGAUCCGGUUCCCUCACUGAAAUGUGUUGGCUUGUUUCGAGUAUUGUGCAUAUUUGCGAGAUCGCCCUCCUUAACGACAACGCCGUUUCUGCUCACAACAUCAACUUCGAGAAUUGAACAUAUCCCGCAACCAGUUACUCUGCCAUUGAAAAUACCACACCAAACAACGCGAGGGUUUAACUACACAUACCGACCCGUCCAGUCUUUCUUUUGUUGAGUUACUGAAUAUUACGCAUCCGGCACCUGGCGGCAUAUUGCGACCCAUGAAGCUCUCAUACCAGUUCACUUAUCAAUCCCACAAGCAUGGGAAGGAUAACAUCAUGUGAACAACAAGCAAGCUGAGAUCCCACCUUUGAACUCAAACAUGCAGUCCCCUUGAGCUUUGGGAAGGCUCAAGAGGAUCAGAGGAUUGCGCGCGAGGUGCUCCCGCUCGGGGGGCAAGACGAUGGCUUCACAGGGAUGAUAGAGGCGGACGACGGACGCGGCAGCAAUGAUGUCGACAAUGAUCAUAGCAAUUGCCGCCAGAAGGACAUCAAGACGGGCGCGACAGGAUCAAUGGGCAGUGUCGAGCACCUUUUCACGCUGGCGUUUGCCACAGAGAAACCAUCGCUGUUGAAUUGUGUUUGAUUAGCAUAUGGAUUCAUAGCGUAUGAGCGCCCAGAGGCAGGAGAGGGGAGGAAGCAUGACGAUGUCAAGAAAACAUCCAGAUCCUAGGGGGAGGAUCAAAUCUUGGCAGACGGAGAAGGAUUUUCAUGUCAUCCUUCUUGCUUGUUACGCUAUCUAGCAGUUCCCAGUUACGAUCAUAUUAUCCCUUGUUGGUAGCAGAUCUUGAAGUAUGGGACGCGACAGUGGCUCUAGAACUGUUUAUCCGUGUUUGGUAAUUGUAGCGAGAAUAGUUAGACGCAAGAGAAUAUGCAAACCAAGAAAAAAAAGAAUUAAAAAAAUC